Clunio marinus is the source of this 212-nucleotide messenger RNA. NCBI's taxonomy places the organism in Eukaryota, Metazoa, Arthropoda, Insecta, Diptera, Chironomidae. The record is from the annotation of a GenBank genome assembly.
UUGGCUAAAGUAUACUUUCCGUGUUCGUUCAUUAAUUAACGUUAACGUUAAUCAAUUAAUGUUAAUUAAUAUUCAGCGCAUAGCACGCAGAAAAACAUGAGAACAUUAGAAAAAUUUAACGCUUUUCAGGAAUUUAAAUGCUCUAACGUGGACUUACGGGGCACGAAAGAAAACAAAGAAAAGGAAAGUUCAAUAUCGGGUGAAACAUCAAA